This is a messenger RNA of Ailuropoda melanoleuca (giant panda), 3763 nucleotides long. RefSeq names its product DEAD-box helicase 18 (gene DDX18). Gene Ontology annotation, molecular function: ATP binding; RNA helicase activity; nucleic acid binding. The transcript has 14 exons. Bases 84 to 2093 code for a protein of 669 amino acids. The record is from RefSeq and is a predicted model, not a curated record. Lineage: Eukaryota; Metazoa; Chordata; Mammalia; Carnivora; Ursidae.
CUACGCACGUGCGACCCAAGAGGAAGUCGCGUCAACCCGGCAGCGGAGUUGUGGCGCUGCUGUGGAGGCGCUUCACCGACAACAUGUCCCAUCUACCUAUGAAACUCCUGCGCAAGAAGAUCGAGAAACGGAACCUCAAAUUGCGCCAGCGAAACUUAAAGCUCCAGGGGGCCUCGGAUGUGAGCUUAUCAGAAAUGCAAAAUGGAGAUGUGUCUGAAGAAACAGUGGGAGGUGGAAAGAUUAAAAAAUCCCUAAAACAGUCUAUGAAUGUGGGCUUGCCAGAAGCCCAGAAUGGAGAGAUAGCUAAAGAAACAGUAGAAACUGUACAAAUUAAAAAAAAAAAGAAGAAAUCUACCAUAAUAAUCAAUGGAGAAGCAGCAACACAGCCUCCCAAUUCAGAGUCAAAAAAGAAGAAGAAGAAAAAGAGAAAAAUGGUGGAUGAUGCUGGGCCUGAUACCAAAAAAGUGAAAACUGAAGACAAAGGGGACUCUGAAGAAGGGGCCCAAGCUCCUGAGGAGACAGAAAACAGUGUGGAGAAGCCGGAUGACGAGGAAGAAGACAGUGAAGUGCCCAGCCUACCCCUGGGACUGACAGGAGCUUUUGAGGAUACUUCAUUUGCUUCUCUUUCUAAUCUUGUCAAUGAGCACACUCUGAGGGCAAUAAAAGAAAUGGGUUUUACAAACAUGACUGAAAUUCAGCAUAAAAGUAUCAGACCACUUCUGGAAGGCAGGGAUCUUCUAGCAGCCGCAAAAACAGGCAGUGGCAAAACGCUGGCAUUUCUCAUCCCUGCAGUCGAACUCAUUGUCAAGUUAAAGUUCAUGCCUAGGAAUGGCACUGGAGUUCUUAUUCUCUCGCCUACUAGGGAACUGGCCAUGCAGACUUUCGGUGUUCUUAAGGAGCUGAUGACGCACCACGUUCACACAUAUGGGUUGAUAAUGGGCGGCAGCAACAGGUCUGCGGAAGCACAGAAGCUCGGUAAUGGGAUCAACAUCAUCGUGGCCACCCCCGGCCGCCUCCUGGACCACAUGCAGAAUACCCCAGGGUUUAUGUAUAAGAAUCUGCAGUGUCUGGUUAUCGAUGAGGCUGAUCGUAUCUUGGAUGUUGGGUUUGAAGAGGAAUUGAAACAAAUUAUUAAACUUCUGCCAACACGCAGGCAGACCAUGCUCUUCUCUGCCACACAAACUCGAAAAGUUGAAGACUUGGCGAGGAUUUCUUUGAAAAAGGAGCCGUUGUAUGUUGGAGUUGAUGACGAUAAAGCUAACGCAACCGUGGACGGUCUCGAGCAGGGAUAUGUUGUCUGUCCCUCGGAGAAGCGAUUCCUCCUGCUCUUUACAUUCCUUAAGAAGAACCGGAAGAAGAAACUGAUGGUCUUCUUUUCAUCCUGUAAGUCCGUGAAGUACCAUUACGAGUUGCUGAACUACAUCGAUCUGCCUGUCUUGGCCAUUCAUGGAAGACAGAAGCAGAAUAAGCGCACGACCACGUUCUUCCAGUUCUGCAACGCAGAUUCGGGGAUACUGUUGUGUACCGACGUGGCAGCGCGAGGCCUGGAUAUCCCUGAAGUCGACUGGAUUGUUCAGUACGACCCUCCUGAUGACCCCAAGGAAUAUAUUCAUCGUGUGGGAAGAACAGCCAGAGGCCUAAACGGGAGAGGGCAUGCCUUGCUCAUUUUACGCCCUGAAGAAUUGGGUUUCCUUCGUUACUUAAAGCAAUCCAAGGUUCCAUUAAGUGAAUUUGAGUUUUCCUGGUCCAAAAUUUCUGACAUUCAGUCCCAGCUUGAAAAAUUGAUUGAAAAGAACUACUUCCUUCAUAAGUCAGCCCAGGAAGCAUAUAAGUCCUACAUUCGGGCGUAUGAUUCCCAUUCUCUGAAACAGAUCUUCAAUGUUAAUAACUUAAAUUUGCCUCAAGUGGCUCUGUCGUUUGGUUUCAAGGUGCCUCCUUUUGUUGAUCUGAACGUGAAUAGCAACGACGGCAAGCUUAAAAAGAGAGGAGGCGGUGGUGGCUUUGGCUACCAGAAAGCCAAGAAAGUCGAGAAGUCCAAAAUCUUCAAACACAUCAGCAAGAAGUCCUCCGACAGCAGGCAGUUCUCCCACUGAAAACACGCCUUCCUUCGUCUUAAAAUGCUUUGUCCUGAAAUGGAUUUUUUUCCCUUUCUCUAACAAAGGAAUUGUUGUGGCUUCAGGAUUGGGACUGACGGAACAGGAGUAUGAAUUGAUGUGGUUGCAAGCACUGGACACUGAUAACUUCCCGGGGAUACUGCUCUUACUUGGGGAUGUAAAACAGAGUUCAGUUUUUCUAGGUUGUUCAAGGGCAAAGCAAGGGAUCUUUUGGAUUUUGUUGUGACGAUAGAAUAUUUUAAAUCUUAUACUUCUAUAUUUGUUAUUGUUUGGGGGUGGGGGGCAUUUUUAAAUUUUUUAUUUAAAAUCAAUUAACAUGUAAUGUAUUACUGGUUUCAGAGGUGGAGUUCGGUGACUCAUCAGUCUUGUAUAACACCCAGUGCUCAUUACAUCACAUGCCCUCCUUAAUGUCCAUCACCCAGUUCAACCUGCCUUAGAAGGCAGUGGCCUGGUACACUGAACGGGUGCUGGGGGUGGCGAUGCAACAGAUGGUCUCGGGUUUUUUUGUUUUUGCUUUGGGGUUUGGGGGUGGGUUUUUUUUGGUUUCGGUUGUUUCUUGGACCUUAACCAUAGUUCUUGACCUCCCCUGAAAAUGCUACUGUGGCUAGGAAGCACGUUACGUUAAAGGUGGCGUUCGUUUUUAUAUACACCAGAUUUUAAAGCAGUGAGCCUUUCCCAUUUUUUUUUUUUUAAGAGCACAAAGUGUGGGUUAUUUGUCAUUGUUAUUUGAAUAAAGCACCCUUAGCUUUCCGAACAUUUGUUGGGAACAGGGAAUCUGAGAAUUUUUUGAGCCUCAUUUACACCAAUAUAGGUGUAAUAAUCCGCUGUUCUCCAUUUAAUAACUUAGAAAAACCUUUUUGAAAAAAGGCACAAAGUGAUGAUGACACAGCUCGUUCAACUUUGUUUCAAGCGGUUUGGAUUUUGAUGAACUCUUCCAACCCUGCAGAGUACUCAGGAGGCAGAGACCUUUUUGAGAAAAAUUGCCCCCCUUCCAGAUCUGUGAAACAAACAUAGGUUUAUGAUGAAAAUUGGAAAUGAACAGUGGUCAAAAAGCAGCAAAAGAUGGGGGUUUCGUCUCAUGGGGUUUUUGCUGUAGGAACUCUUUUGACUUCGGAAAUGGUCAUUUAACUUUUGAUCAGUUGGAAACCAAAGUAACUGGCAUCCUUUUGCUGUUGUGCCAGUUAAUAUUCAUAGUUUCCUGUUCAAUAUAGAUACACCGAGAACAUCAAAUGUGGAGGAAACAGCCUGAUAUAAAUAGCAUGCCAGUAGUAAAGAAAAAGUGAUCCUCUGUGUCUGGGCUUAACCACGGUCCCCCUGGCCAGACCUGUCCUAGGGUUCUGGCCUGCCUGCUGGACUCCUGGCAUUUAAGAACGCUUCAUCUGAGACAUCCAGUAACUUGUUUUUCUUUUUUGUUUCAGAAAUAAUCGUGUUUCAAAAAAUACACAAAAACAAAGGGAAGACUAUUUAAUCACAGAGCAGGAGUAAAAACUGUCGAUAUUUUCAUACAUAGCCAGGAGGGGUUUUGUAGACAGACUUUUAAAUUUUCUAUCAGAAGUGAAGUCAUCCUUUACCCCCUACUUGUAACCAGCUUGUUUCAUAACGUGUUAUUUUCCUGUGUCAUUAAAUAAUUAUGUCCGUUUUAUAUUUCA